CGGUGCCCGGUGGCGGUGCCCGGUGAGGCCCGGCCAUGGUGGAUUACAGCGUGUGGGACCACAUCGAGGUCUCGGACGAUGAGGACGAGACGCACCCCAACAUCGACACCGCCAGCCUCUUCCGAUGGCGGCAUCAGGCUCGGGUGGAGAGGAUGGAGCAAUUCCAGAAGGAAAAAGAAGAGCUGGAUAAAGGCUGCCGGGAAUGCAAACGGAAGCUCGCCGAGUGCCAGAAGAAGAUGAAGGAACUGGAAGUGUCAUCGCCGGGAAGCGGGAAGGGGGAGCUGGAAAAGCUCCAGGCCGAGGCCCAACAGCUACGGAAGGAAGAGAAAAGCUGGGAGAAGAAACUAGAAGAGCUGAAGAAGAAGGAGAAGAACCUGCCUUGGAACGUGGAUACCCUCAGCAAGGAUGGCUUCAGCAAGAGUGUUUUCAACGUCAAAGCCGAGGAGAAGGAGGAAACGGAGGAGCAGAAGGAGAAGAAGCACAAGAGCUUCGUGGAGAGGCACGAGAAGCAGAUCAAACACUUUGGGAUGCUGCGGCGUUGGGAUGACAGCCAGAAGUACCUCUCGGAUAACCCUCACUUGGUGUGCGAGGAGACGGCCAACUACCUGGUGAUCUGGUGCAUCGACCUGGAGGUGGAGGAGAAGCAUGCCCUGAUGGAGCAGGUCGCCCACCAGACCAUCGUCAUGCAGUUCAUCCUGGAGCUGGCCAAGAGCCUCAAGGUGGACCCCAGGGCCUGCUUCAGGCAGUUCUUCACCAAAAUCAAGACAGCCGACCAGCAGUACAUGGAGGGCUUCAACGAGGAGCUGGAGGCCUUCAAGGAGCGGGUGCGGGGCCGGGCCAAGGUGCGCAUCGAGAAGGCCCUGAAGGAGUACGAGGAGGAGGAGAGGCAGAAGCGCCUGGGGCCAGGGGGGCUCGACCCCGUCGAGGUCUACGAGUCCCUGCCAGCCGAGCUCCAGAAGUGCUUCGAUGUCAAGGAUGUCCAGAUGUUACAAGAUGCCAUCAGCAAAAUGGAUCCGACUGAAGCCAAGCACCACAUGCAGCGCUGCAUCGACUCCGGCCUCUGGGUCCCCAAUGCCAAGAGUGGGGAAGGAGCUGGGAAAAGCGGAAGCGAGGGCUUGGAAGAGGAAGCGAAGAAGGAAAACGGGGAUGAGGAGGAGGAAGGAAACGCGUGAGCUUGGGGGGGGGCACGG
This is a messenger RNA of Pezoporus flaviventris, 1190 nucleotides long. RefSeq names its product hsp90 co-chaperone Cdc37. The record is from RefSeq and is a predicted model, not a curated record. The transcript has 8 exons. The coding region runs from base 36 to 1172 and encodes 378 amino acids. Gene Ontology annotation, cellular component: cytoplasm. Gene Ontology annotation, molecular function: protein-folding chaperone binding; protein kinase binding; heat shock protein binding. Gene Ontology annotation, biological process: protein stabilization; protein folding. Lineage: Eukaryota; Metazoa; Chordata; Aves; Psittaciformes; Psittacidae.